AUGCCUCCGCCAGCGAAGCGUCGCAAGGCGUCUGCAUCAAAAGCCGCCGCGCCCACGACCUCCACCGAUCUCACGACUCCAACCGAGCCUACCACCUCAAGCAGCGCCACGAACGCCUAUCCUGGUUUCGAUCCCUGGCAUGCGACGCUAGACAUCGAUGCGGGUGACAACAAGAUGUCUGUCUUCAACACCACAAAAUCUCAGUUCAUGCACUCCGCAAAGAUCUACGACUCCGAUGCUUUUAAGCUGAAGCCACUCACCGUUGCCGACGGACCGCUCAAGGGUCGACAUGUGAUCAUGCUGGAGCCUAUCAAUGACUUCUUCCGCUUCAUGGAUUUCCCUCCUGAGAUUCGCAAUAUCGUGUACGACAUGCUUUUUCAAGAAGCAGAGGAUAUCGAGAUCGUUACUUUCAAGUCGAAAUUCAGCGGUCAACGUGCGGUGAGACGUGGCUUUAAGCGGCAAUCGAAACAUCCAGGCGACACGUGGAAUCCGCAGAAGAGCAACUGGGAACAUCAGACCCCGAGCGUGCAUUCCCUUCUGAAGACCUGCCAGCAGAUCAAGGAAGAAGCUGCUCCUGUGGCGUACGGCAGCAAUCGCUUCAGCUUCAACGGCCUGCCGGAGCUGAAGGCAUUCUUGAGCGGGAUUGGCACGAUGCGUCAAUUCCUCAGACAGAUCAGGCUCGUCUACGGCUCAUAUCACCACACAGUGGCAGCGACAACCUUUCACAAAUUGAAGGAUGCCAAGGACUUACAGUCGGUGACCUUCCCCCACGACAUGGUGUGCGGAGAUUGUAGACCAGAGCGACUUGGACGCAAGUCUAUCACCAUUCGGGACGUUCUAGUGCACACCAAGCCCUUUCUCAAGGCCUUUCAUAAGGCCCAGAAAUCAAAGGACGACCCCGUGAAUGUGCCAGACAUCAUUUGCGUCGCACCAGAGACCUGGCCAAGAUUCUGCGAAGAUGGAGAAAUGGGGAGAAGCUGUACAUGCACUUACCUGGGAGAUCCCUCAAGCUGCCGCGAACGCCUUCAGCACACAAAGGAAGUUCAAGUGGAUUUUCGGAAGGCUGUAGCGGACGAGUUGGGCAUCGAAGUGACCUCGAGCAAGGAGGAAUGA
This is a messenger RNA of Zasmidium cellare ATCC 36951, 1113 nucleotides long. RefSeq lists its product as uncharacterized. Bases 1 to 1113 code for a protein of 370 amino acids. Lineage: Eukaryota; Fungi; Ascomycota; Dothideomycetes; Mycosphaerellales; Mycosphaerellaceae. The transcript is spliced from 2 exons. The record is from RefSeq and is a predicted model, not a curated record.